Messenger RNA from Dimorphilus gyrociliatus, 2085 nucleotides. NCBI's taxonomy places the organism in Eukaryota, Metazoa, Annelida, Polychaeta, Dinophilidae. The record is from the annotation of a GenBank genome assembly.
GAACAAUAUUUCUAAUGCUCGGUCCUGAACAAUAGGUAACCCGAAAAAACUUAAAUUUCUUCCUUAAAACAACAUUUUCGAUAUCAAGAGCUUUACAUAAGGCAAUAUAUUAAUAAAGGUAUUAUCGUUAUCAAAUUAAGUGAGAAACAGUUUGCACACGUGUCAAUAGACACGAAAGUGUAGAAUGAAUAAUCCACAAUAAAAUUACGAAAUAAAUACCUUGUACUAUAAAUGAUUGUUUAAUUCAAAACAGCUAAAUAAUUACCUUCAAUAGAAACUAAAAUGGCCGGAUCAUCGUUACCUGAUGACUUUGACGUAGUUAUUCUAGGAACAGGUUUGGUGGAGAGUAUAACAGCUGCUGCCUUCUCCAGAAUAGGAUAUAAGGUGCUACAUAUGGAUAAGAAUUGCUACUAUGGUUCAGAUGUAGGUUCGUUCACUUUCAAAGGUCUACAGGAACGAUUUAGUUCAAAACUACUCGAGGAUAAAUCUAUAGAUUCAGAACAACUUAUCUCUCCGGAAGAGAGAUGUAUCAAGUUAAACAUUGAUUCUCCAAAUUUCUCUAACUAUGAAUCACAGAUAUUCGUUCCAGAUGAAGAGCCUGAAGAAGAUUCGAAAGAAAUAACCGAGCAAGAUGAUAAAGAUGCUGAAUCUUCUCCGAAAGAAAAUCGAGAACCUUCAAGCGUUCAAGACACUGACUCAGACAAAGACGGUAAACCUUGCGAAAAAGAUAUUGAAAAAGUGACAGAAAAAGCUACAUGUAAUCAAAUGAAAAAAGAAGACUCGAAAACGUCAAAAAAACUAUGGACCAAACAGAAGAUGGAAAAACAGGAUAGACACUUUAAUCUCGAUUUAAAUCCGAGGCUAUUAUUCUGUCGUGGUGAUAUGGUAGACCUCCUAAUAUCAUCUGAUGUUGCGAAAUAUGUUGAAUUUAAAACCAUCACUAGAAUUCUUACUUUACAAGACAAUGAAAUAAAAAAGGUUCCUUGCUCUAGAGCAGAUGUUUUCAGCAGCAAAGACAUCAGUAUGGCAGAAAAAAGAAUUCUUAUGAAAUUUUUGCAAAAUACAUUAAAAUAUAAGGAACAACCGGAAGAAUAUAACUCCUUUUCCGAAAGACCAUUUAGGGAAUUUUUAAUAUCGAAGUCAUUACCUGAUAACAUAAGGCAUUUCAUACAAUACAAUAUAGCUAUGGUCGACGAUGAAACAUCAACGUUAAUUGUAUGUACAAAUGUUCUGACAGCCUAUAUAGAAUACUUACCUAUGCUUUUGACUAGGGUUUGGAUAGGACUGUUAAAUUUGUUUUGUGCCGUUUUCGGAGGAACUUAUUGUCUAGAAAGAACUGCCGCGAAUAUUAUUACAGAUGAGUCAAAUCAAGCUAUCGGUAUAAUAGAUACAACUGGUCAGCGAAUUAAAUGCAAACACAUAAUUAUGAAUUAUUCAUUCGCUUCUCGUAGUCUUCUUGAUGAAAAAAUACAACGAAGUGAAGUUUCCAGAGCUAUGAUAAUUACUGAUAAAUCUAUCAAAGAAUCGAAACAAGAAGAGCUAACUCUUAUGAAUAUUCCAAAAUCAUCAGCAAAAGAUUGUAUUACUAUUUUUGAAGUCCCUUACGCUGCUGCAGCGUGUCCUGAUGGUUUAAAUGUUGUCUACAUCAGCUGUUCUAGAGAUAAGACAGCAAGAGAAGAUUUACAACCAAUAGCUAAUAAUUUCUUAAAUUUUGAAACUGAGAAAUCUGAAGACAAACCCAAUGUUGUUUAUUCCCUGUUCUAUAAUCAGAGCUAUUACGCAAGCGAAAAGAUAACUUCAGAAAAAUGCCCUAAAAAUGUUUACAUUACUUCUGAGCUUUUGGGAAAUCUUGAUUUGGAUGAUAGUGUUUCAAAGGCCCGUCUACUCUUUAGAAAUAUCUGCGAGACCGAGGAGUUUUUACCUAAGGCUCCUAAUCCUGAAGAUAUCAUAUUUGAUGAUCCAUCAGAAGCAAAACCUGCUGACGGAUUUAGCGAAGAUGUAACUAAAGAAGAUGGAGAGGAAACAAAUGAGACAAAUGAAACAAACGUUCCAGCUCCAGAGCAAUCUGCAAAGGACAAUGCAUAG